AUGUCCAGAUCUGUGUUCUCGGGAUUCAGGCGCUUCGCUAAGACUCAGCUUGCCUCAGGAGGUAGCAAUUCCCCUCGAGUAGCAUUAAGAGGCCUCUGCUUUUAUGCUCUAUGCUUUUCAAUGGUCUUGAAGCUUACACCGGCUCUGCCUGCAACGAUGCGAUAUGAGAGCGAGAGUUUGGUAACUAUGAGGCAAGUAUACCCAAAUCAGCCGGGAAUGGCUGAAAAUUACUGA
Molecule: messenger RNA, 234 nt
Organism: Pseudocercospora fijiensis CIRAD86
Lineage: Eukaryota; Fungi; Ascomycota; Dothideomycetes; Mycosphaerellales; Mycosphaerellaceae
Exons: 3
Coding region: 1-234 (77 amino acids)
Source: RefSeq, a predicted model, not a curated record